UCUAUGUGGAGGCGUAAUGUAGACUAUGCUAACACAGAGUUCCAAUCUUUUCUAUCAAAGUCUACAGUGAGGGUUCUACAAGAAUGCAUUUGGUUUUGUACUCUCACACAGCAUUGCCUGUUUGCAACAUUCUGCAGCUCAACACAAGAAUGUAAGCUUUACUCUUUUCUGGAAGGACAAGUACCAGUAGCUAACACGUCAUUCUGGAAAGCUUCUCAGCAAUGUGUUGAAACGGAGGACGGUGAAGAACUUGGAUUCUUUUAUAUGCAUGUGCCGUUUCAUCAAGCUAAUAGGACAUGUGUGAGCUUCAAAGGACAUCUUGCUAUACUGGACAGCAUUGAAAAGCUGGAAGAAUUCAGAUUGAUCUUGAAUCAGAAGUCAGAAUCACAGUCUGAGAAACACUGGUGGAUUGGUGGAGUAAACACAAUCAGUGGAUGGGAAUGGAUGAACGGACAACCUAUGAACACUUCGAGAAGCUUCUGGGCCGGCAUUAAUCCUUCUGGUAAUGGAGAAUGUGUUCGGUACGGUUUACUAAACAAAUUCGAUGAUGUUCAUUGUAAAGCCCUAUGCCCAUUCGUUUGUGUGAUCGACCAAACAAACUGUUUUGGAUAAUGUUUUAAGAGCGAAAUUUGAACAUAAGCGUUCAAUCAUCACGAACUAAAUUGUAGACAAAUAUUCGACGAAAUUGUAGCUUUAAGAAAACAUCAGAUUUCAAACUGUACAUUAUUUAUUGGCCAUGAUGGGGUAAUGUGACGUCUUGCUUUAUCAUUCAAUUGUCAAAUGAUGCUGAUUUCGACUUCUCAAUAAA
Messenger RNA from Mizuhopecten yessoensis (Yesso scallop), 808 nucleotides. Its product is annotated as hepatic lectin-like. The transcript has 3 exons. The record is from RefSeq and is a predicted model, not a curated record. NCBI's taxonomy places the organism in Eukaryota, Metazoa, Mollusca, Bivalvia, Pectinida, Pectinidae. Bases 4 to 612 code for a protein of 202 amino acids.